Messenger RNA from Acanthocheilonema viteae, 2317 nucleotides. The record is from the annotation of a GenBank genome assembly. NCBI's taxonomy places the organism in Eukaryota, Metazoa, Nematoda, Chromadorea, Rhabditida, Onchocercidae.
GAAACAAAUCGAUGAUCAAACAGGAAUGAAUAUUGAGGAAAAGUUAGAAUUAUUUGAUGAACUACGUCAUGUUCCAGUUUAUGUAUUGACUAACAGCAAUGGUAAUGAAUCGAACAAUCCGAUUUCUAAAGAUGAAAUUGAUCGGAUCAAUUAUUUGCAAAAAUGCUCCUUGCAAUUACAGAUCGAAUUUAACAAUAUUGUUGUAUGCAGAACGUUGCACAGAUCACUUGAUGGCAACUUUCAAGCUUAUUUUGGACAAAUUUAUAAUUUACAGGUGAAAGAAAUUCCUGAAUCCGUAACAAUAACAAUUUUUGAGAAAGUACCGAAGACAGAAGCUCGUAAAAUUGCGAUAGUUGGUUUACCGUUACCCGAUGAAGAUAGUGUUACGAGUGAACGAAAUAUUGUGGAACCAAUGCAGUUCGCCAGUGAUCUAAUUAUAAAUGGGAUGUAUUCUAGCCUUGGCUCUGGUAACCAUAGACCAUGUAUAUCUGGUGAGUUAUACUGUAAUGUAUCGUGGGCUAAACAAGGUACAUUUAUAACAAGCAAAUAUCAACGAUGUCCAAUCUUUACGCUGCAACAACAGUCAUCUAAUGAUGCUGAUAAUUUUGAUUUAAUACCUAAAGAAGUUCGGUUGUGCUCUGAUGAAUGGUUUGAUAAUGAUAUCAGAUUUAAAGCGUUAGAAAUCCGUAGUCAACAAAGAACAGGCGUUAAGAAACCAAUUCCAUUGUUAAAUUCAGAAAUUGAGCAUCCUAUGACAACGCCAAAUUAUGUAUUGAAUCAAUAUAAUUAUAAAACAAAAAUUGAUCGGUAUCGAAAAAUCGGCAAUCAAUAUUCUCUUAUGAUACGCAAUCGCUUUUAUGAACAAGCAAUACGUGAACAAAAUAUGAAGAUGAUACAGGAUUUGGUACGUGAAGAACCACUUCCAAAAUUAUUCGGAACGUUUGAUAUUUUUCCAUUUAGCUCUAUCGAAAUACCACGAAAAUUGAAACCACGAAGACAAUCAGCAAUUAAACAAAAGGUAACAAGUGAUAUGGAAUAUCAUCUUGUUGUCAACAUUCAUUCAGCAGUAAAUCUUCCGGAACCUGAACAAGGAAAGUUACUAUCGUUUGUUGAAGUUUCAUUCCAGGAUUCACUAGCGCAAACAACAAUAUCUAAUGGACGGAAUCCAUACUGGCAGCAAACUCUUGAACUAAAAUUAGAUCGUCUUCGUACAGCUAAUAAUGAUUUUAGCGCAAUUACAGAUUCAAUAAAAAUUGCAGUUUACGAUCGGCUGGUCACUAAACUUGAUGCUGACGAUCGUGAACCUAAUUCAGUACAUGAGCAAUUAGAACGGCGAUGGUUAGGAUCUAUUUUUGUACCUCUGACAACUGUUUACUUCAGUGGCAAAAUUGAUGGUUGUUUACGUCUCCAAACACCACUAUUUCUUACUUCCUACAGGAUUAGUAAUCAGCCAGCAUAUCUCAAAUUGUUGAUAUCUUUUAAACCAGAUAUAUGUCCGCCACAAAUUGCAGACAUCAAAUAUUCGAGUGUUGAUGAGAAUAGUGCAAUACGAAAAAAAUCUUUAGAAUGGGAGCAAAAUGCUAGAAGCCGUUUUGCGCACCGUCGUUAUGUUAGUAUUGUACAAAGUACUACUGGCAAACGAAUAUUAGCAUGCAGAUUCAUCCGACCAAUCAAACCACCAGUAAGCUUAUCAGCUCUGUCAUCGCAAGCUGUAGCUCGUAUUGCAUGUCAAAUAGUUUCCUACAUACCGUUUACUCAUGAUUCAGUGGUUUCUGCAGGAUUCUGUGAUGUUUGGAUCACUGCUGAUCAGUUUCUAUUAAUCGGUUGUGGAGUUAUGGAUGAGCAUGCUAUACUAUUAUGCUGCUGGUUGUUAUAUCUUGGUAUAAAAUCAUAUGUCCUGUUUGGAAAAUCGCUACCAGAAGGUUCCCGAUCAGCUCAUGUAAUGGCAAUAGUUCCGGAUGGUACCCUAAUCUUAAAUCCAUCCGAUGGUAAUUGUUAUAAAUUAAGUGAUCCUCUCAGUCCUAUCAAAUCUGUUGGUACUGUUGCUUGCGUCGGGAAUUUGUAUGCAAAUAUUCAAAAACAAGAACAUCCAAGUCAAAUGCAAUUUGAUCUAAACAAACGCAGCCAGUGGUUACCAUUAUUUAACAACGAUCAAACUGACUUAAAAUCGGUGCAACCGGAAGAGAUUGCAUAUUUUGAUACAGAUAACGAUGCACUGCUGCAGCUUCGGGCUAAUCUGGAACGUGAAAUUCGCUUAAAAUUUGAUCAAAGUCGUUUGUAUGGAAUUCCACAUUGGAACUUAUUGACUUCUAGGUAG